GUAGAUAAAUAGAUAUAUAGUCUCUUUCUCUCUCUUUCUUAUACCGUGUGUGGCAGUGUGCAGCUACUGCAGUUUUGUAAGGAGCGUCUCGCGGGUGCGCGCUCGCGCCUUUUCUAUAUACACACACACUCAUAGAGAGCAGCAGCAGCAGCAGCUCGAGCGCUGCCGAAAGAAAGACAGAGAGAGAAAGAGAUUCGCUCUCACGAAGAGCCAAGAGUUUCCCACGAAAAGCGAUCUUCGAAGCUCCUUCUGCACAGCUGCAGCGCGCGAUAUAACAGGGACCGCCGAUGCAGCAGCAGCAGCAGCCGACUCUGUAUAUGUAAUAUAUACAGAGCGAGAGAGAAAUACUCAACGACUCUCACUCAACUCAACCUCGCGCCAAAGCCGAUCUCAAUGGAAUGACAGAGAAGGUAGACAGAUGCAUCAGAAGCAGCAGCGAAGAACUAGCGUGAUUUAGUCGACACAUCGAGCAGUAUAACCUGGCCAGAGCUAGAGAAACAGCGGGUCUUCGUGAGGUGCGAAGACUGCCGUACGUGACGAGAGGAGCCGGCGGCGAGCGAGACUGUGAUAUGAACGAGUACCUCGGCCUGUGCCGCCGUCGACGUGAACGAGAAGACGACGAGGACAGCAGAGCCGACAAGCGGACCACGACGACGGCGACGAGCGGCUUCGUAGCAGCCAUGCGAGAAAAAGACUCGAGCCCCCGGAAGAUGCCCGGCCACAUAAGUCCCAAGCAGGCGAGCAUCUACCCGCUGACACCACCAGAACCAUCACAGCAGCAGCCAUCAGCACCACCUGCACCACACCACACCCAGCAGCAGGCGAGGGGCUCGUCCUCGAGCACGACCAGCUCCACCUCGUCGGCGCAUCAGCCGCGCAUGAGUCCGGCGGCUAGGCCCCACCUGACCUGCGGCGGCUCCAGCUCCGACAUGGACGUGGACGUCGAGCAACCCCUGGAUCUGCGCCUCGAACACAAGAAGGAGGGACUGCGGGACGAGAAUCAGAACGACAUCGAGGUGCUGAAUCAGAACAGCCUCGGCAGUCCUUACCACUCGGCGGCUGUUUUGUUCGGGCCGCAAGUCGCGCACCACGGGGUGCAUCCCCUCGUGCUCGAAGCCAUGUACCGAAGCUCUCAGAAGCAGCAGCAGCAUCAGCAACACGAGAGGCAGUCGCAGCCCCCACCCAUAGUGCCGGAAAUGCCCAAGAUUCAGGUCCGAGCACUGCCAACGAUGGUUCCUUUGCCGAGCAGCCGGUUCGCGGCGUCGGCAGCGGCGUCGCCCUCGUCGACGCGCACCGCCACCUCGUCUCCACCGAUCCUCGUCGCGGCGGAGCCCAGCACGACGGCCAGCUCGAGUCAGAGCAACGGCGGUGGCCCCAGUUACAGCUCGCCAGCGACCUCCGGGCCGCCCAGCAGCAACAAGCCCAAGGACCGCUACUCCUGCAAGUUCUGCGGCAAGGUGUUCCCGCGCUCGGCCAAUUUGACGCGGCACCUGCGCACCCACACGGGCGAGCAGCCCUACAAGUGCAAGUACUGCGAGCGCAGCUUCAGCAUCUCGAGCAAUCUGCAGCGUCACGUGCGCAACAUACACAACAAGGAGAAGCCGUUCAAGUGUCCGCUGUGCGAGCGAUGCUUCGGCCAGCAGACGAAUCUCGAUCGGCAUCUGAAAAAGCACGACGCCGACGGCCCGACGAUACUCGACGAGGUGCGCACGAGGUAUCACGGUCAGCUGCCCCAGCGCACCUCCGACGACUCGUACUUCGAGGAGAUACGCUCGUUCAUGGGCAAGAUCACGUCGAGGAAUCAGGCCGCGGCGGCGGCUGCUGCGGCUGCGGCUGCCCUUCCUUACUUUCCCGGACUGCUGGCCAACGCCGCGAGCGCCGACUCAGGGCCCGAGCAUCAGACGACGAGAUCGUCGUCGGCCUGGAGCGGCGACAAGCAGCAGCACCAGCAGACACACAGCAAACGAGCGCAAGCUGCAGCGGCGGCAGCAGCCACGGCUGAAUACUUGAGCGAUCGAGAAAAUCUCAGUUCGAGGUCGAGCAGUAGCGAUCAAGACGGCAGCGUCCAUGAAGCGGAGCAGCAGCUGCACCAACAACAGCAGAGAAGUACCACCGCGUCACCCACGGCUAAUAACACUUGACGACCAUCGUGUAUCCGACUGAAACGAAAAUAAUAAUUGAUAAACUCGAUACAUAGCUAAUGUGUUCAUAAAUAGCGAUAAAAACAUAUUGUGCGCGCGCGUGUGUGUAUAAUAAACAUUUUAUGUAGGCUCGAUAUACCAUUUACACAAUGAUACAUUGAAAACGAC
Messenger RNA from Trichogramma pretiosum, 2309 nucleotides. Its product is annotated as MDS1 and EVI1 complex locus protein EVI1-B-like. The transcript is spliced from 5 exons. The coding region runs from base 570 to 2141 and encodes 523 amino acids. NCBI's taxonomy places the organism in Eukaryota, Metazoa, Arthropoda, Insecta, Hymenoptera, Trichogrammatidae. Gene Ontology annotation, molecular function: DNA-binding transcription activator activity, RNA polymerase II-specific; RNA polymerase II cis-regulatory region sequence-specific DNA binding. Gene Ontology annotation, cellular component: nucleus. The record is from RefSeq and is a predicted model, not a curated record. Gene Ontology annotation, biological process: regulation of transcription by RNA polymerase II.